This is a messenger RNA of Lodderomyces parapsilosis, 1815 nucleotides long. It is a transcript of the gene DRS1, whose product is annotated as putative ATP-dependent RNA helicase. The transcript has a single exon. Gene Ontology annotation, molecular function: ATP binding; nucleic acid binding; RNA helicase activity. Bases 1 to 1815 code for a protein of 604 amino acids. The record is from RefSeq and is a predicted model, not a curated record. NCBI's taxonomy places the organism in Eukaryota, Fungi, Ascomycota, Pichiomycetes, Serinales, Debaryomycetaceae.
AUGGCUAAAGAGGAUUUAUUACUCACGAUAGAUAGUGAUGUUGAAGUCGAGAAUGAUUCCGAUUCAUCUGUUGAAGAUGUGAAGAAAGAGAUUAGUGAUAUUAACCCUAACUUUGAAUUUUCAAUUGGUGAUGAGGUCGAUGAGAUCAAAGAUUGGGAUGUGGAAAAUGAUGAGAUAGCAAAAGACGUGAACUUGGAUGAGAUCAUUGAAAGGAAAAGAGGACAUUUGCCAGAGAAAGAGGAAGAGAACUCCGAGGAGGAGGCGGAUGAGGACGAGGAACAUGACGAAAUGGAGCAAGGUGGAUCUGAUGAAGAGGAAGAAGACCCCGAUGCAGAUGAGUUUUAUGAGUCAGCACCAACUAAUGAGACCAGUACCACUUUCCAGGAACUACAACUUUCACGUCCCAUCUUGAAGAGCAUACAGUCCUUGUCAUUCACAUCGCCAACUCCAAUUCAAUCGUCAACCAUACCUAUUGCAUUAUUGGGUAAAGAUAUUGUUGCAGGUGCCCAAACAGGUAGUGGUAAGACAGCGGCAUACUUGAUACCAUUGAUUGAACGAUUGAUCUUCAAAAAUGCCACUUCAACCAAAGCAAUCAUUCUCACUCCAACCAGAGAGUUGGCCAUUCAAGUCUACGACGUGGGAAAGAAGUUGGGUCAGUUUGUGAAAAACUUGAGUUUUGGAUUAGCUGUUGGUGGAUUGAACUUGAGACAACAAGAGCAACAAUUAAAAUCAAGACCUGAUAUUGUCAUUGCCACUCCAGGUAGAUUAAUCGACCAUAUACGAAACAGUCCUAGUUUCAGUGUUGAGGAUGUGCAAGUAUUGGUGAUUGAUGAGGCUGAUAGAAUGUUGGAAGAAGGUUUCCAAGAAGAGUUGACCGAGAUAUUGUCAUUGAUACCAAAGCAAAAGAGACAGACAUUAUUGUUUUCGGCCACCAUGAACACCAAGGUGCAAGAUUUGGUUCAAUUGUCACUCAACAAGCCAGUGCGUGUUAUGAUUGAUCCACCAAAGACAGUGGCAUCGAGAUUGGAGCAACAAUUUGUUCGUAUUCGUAAAAGAGAAAACUUGAAGCCGGCAUUACUUUUCCAGUUAUUGCGGAAGUUGGAUGGAAGGAUUGUGGUAUUUGUAUCUAGGAAGGAGAUGGCACAUAAAUUGAGAGUCAUUUUAGGGUUGUUGGGACUCAAGGUGGCAGAAUUACAUGGUGCUUUAACCCAAGAGCAACGUUUGGCAAACAUGAAAUUGUUUAUGAAUGACGUCAAUGUGUUGGUUUGUACAGACUUGGCAGCAAGAGGUUUGGAUAUAAGGAUAGAGUACGUCGUCAAUUUCGACAUGCCAAAAACGUAUGAAAUCUACUUGCACAGAGUUGGUAGAACUGCAAGAGCAGGGAGAAAAGGUACAUCAAUCACGUUUGUUGGCGAAAGCAAUCAAGAUAGGGCGAUAGUUAAAGCGGCAAUAAAUAAUGGAAGGAGUGUGGCGAGAAAAGUUGAUUGGAACGAUGUUGAAGCUAUAAACAAGAGAAUUGAAGAGAAGGAAUCAGUAAUAGACGAGGUUCUACAAGAGGAGAAGGAGGCAAAGGAAAUCUUGAGAGCCGAAAUGCAAUUAAAUAAGGCCAGCAAUUUGAUAAAAUAUGAGAAAGACAUUCAUUCGAGACCGAAACGAACUUGGUUCAAAAGUGAUGUUAUGGGUCAAUUGACUAAACAUGGUAAGAAAGUAAAUUCCAAAAAAAGAAAGGCAAAUGAGGAAAAGAAGGAUAAUGAAAAGAGGUCGUAUAAAAAGACUAAAGCUGAUAGAAGUAAGAAAAGUGGCAAGCGAAAGUAG